Molecule: messenger RNA, 5363 nt
Organism: Amoebophrya sp. A120
Lineage: Eukaryota; Dinophyceae; Syndiniales; Amoebophryaceae
Source: the annotation of a GenBank genome assembly
AUGCUGCUCGCCCAGCACCGGUGUAGUGUGGCUUCUAGGCCAUUGACGACGGUAUGUUGUACGGCAGCGACGCCGGCAGUUGGUAGUAGGUCAAAAAUUACCACCAGCUACAGCAGCAACCACAGUAGAAGCAGCGUCCUAACGCCAACGUCACCACUGACUACAACGACCCAAAAACGGUCCUACCUGACCGGCGGCGACGAGCACGUGGAUGUGCUUUGCAUCGGCGGCGGGGUUAUGUCCGCGUCAGUAGGACUGCUUUGCAAAUUAUUGGAACCCUCGUGGUAUCAAAUGUAAAAAUGUCUGGGUCUGGAAGAUUUCGGGAUUUGUGAUGCAUAUUUUGUAUGAUCCAUGACGCACGUAAUGCAUGAUCUAGCAUCACAGAUUUUUAGAGGGUUCCCUAGUGCCUAUUCCGCAUGAGAAAUUCCCUCUCCGCGUAACACAAACUGGACUCCUGUUGCUGCUCAUGCAAUACAGAUUCUUUUGGAAUCCAAAUUCAGCAUCACAAGUUGCAUUCUUCCAGACCCAGACAUUUUUACAUUUGAUACGUGGAACGUGAAAAUCAUCGAGCGUUUAGAAUCCCCGGCGAUGGAAUCUAGUGAAGCGUACAACAACGCAGGAACCUACGCAUUGCAAACGUAAACGUGCUAUUAAGUAGAAAUCGCAUGACAAUUUUUUUUAAGAAGGAAACCGAAUCUGUCAUGCAGAUUCAGGUAAGAAGGCAGAAGCACAAGCAGAUCUGCCAUGCAGGAUUGCGAUUGCGGCAAGUGUGAUUACAUUUUUGCAGUGGAUAGGACCGGCCACGCCGCUUACUGCGAGCUAAACUACACGUCGGAGUCACAGUUAGAAACCGGAGAGCACCACGUGGAGAUCGCCAAAGCGCUCGACAUUUGCGAGAAAUAUGACAGUGCACAAGAACUCCCCCUCCCCUUCGAUUUGUUAUGCAAAGUACUUCUACCGAUUGCGCCCUUUGUCUCUUGGCACUUUUUGCAUGACAGAUUCUGGCAGCGCAAAGUAGACAAAGAGCACUGCAAUCCGGCGUUGAUUUGUCAUGCAAAACCUGUAUCAUUACUGACACUUGCAUUGCUGUUCAUGCUAUACAAAUUAGGGGGAGCAGGGGGAAUUGUGCACGGUCAUAAGAAAUUCCACGUCUCCAAACAGUGGUGGGCGUAUUUGACGUAUGCAAGAAAAAAACUGUGUAAGUGUAAAUUUGUGUUGCAGAACAUGCAGCAGAGAUACACCUGUCAUGCCGGACAACCAUGCGGCCCUCUUUUCAUGUGUGUUUUCCCUUACAAGCCACGCAUGACAAGCUCUCUCUGUCAUGCGGAGCAAACUUGUGAUGCCAUUCCUUCAAGAAAGUUACACUAACACAGUUUUUUUCUUGGAUAUGACGAAGGAAAGGAUUUUAGACAUCCCGGUCACGAAUUGGUUAAACCACACACCACACCUCUCCUUCGUGCACGGAGAUGCGAACGUCGCGAUGUUAAAACGGCGGUACGAGCGGCUGAAAAAAGAACCACUGUUUUCCUCGAUGGAGUUUACGGAGGACGAGAAAACCAUCGCGGAAUGGGCACCUUUGAUCAUGGACGGCAGACAAUCCGGGGCGGAGAAGCUGGCGUGUACACGGGUGCAGAUGGGAACUGAUAACGACUGGGGAGCAUUAACAGGAGGUAUUAAGUUGUUGGACUCUUUUCAUGAUCAAAAUUCUUGAUGUGGUUAUGCAGACUUUAGUAGUAGACGUCAGAAUUUUUUAAUAUAUAUAUAAUUGUCAUGCUAUUGCUAAUGUAUAACGCAGUGUAGUUCUGUAUCUGUUUCCCACCAACAACUCCUUCGAGGUUUGAUUGCGGCGUUUGAGCGCGCGGGGGGCACCUUCGUCGGCAACUGGGAGGCGGACAAACUGCGUCAGAACAGCGACGGCACCUGGACGGUGCACCAAAAGUCAACCUACACGCAGUCAGGCUUGCCAGACUUGACGGCGACGGGCUUGCCGGAUCCGUUCGGUUUCGGCAGCAAAGCGGAGGUGAAUACUCGGGCGAACUUUGUUUUCGUGGGGGCAGGUAUUUAUGAAGUACUUACAUACUUCACUAAAGUUCUUAUGUGUUUGUUGUAGUUCUUGUUUGCAUACAGUUCUAGACCACGAGUAGCGCUUUGCGUAUUUACUUAUUACGUCGUUCUAGUGAGCCAGCAUUGGCGUUGAUUUUAUCGUUUAUUGAACCAGACGAGGAUCUCCGCUUCCACAUGAACAAAUGAACAAGACGACAUGACCAACGCAUUCUACUCACUGCCAAACCACAACUCAAGGUGGCGCCUCGCUCCAGCUGCUGCAAAAAGCGAAGAUUCCGGAAAUCGCGGGGUACGGUGGUUUAUGAAUUGCAAAAGUAUCGUACUAGUAGUAAUUCAUUGCAUUACAAAUUUCCUCAGCAUGAGAAAGAAAAUUUGUAGUGCGGAUAUACCUGAAGAAAAAGUUUUGUAAUGCAUUAUUGCAAUACUACGGGUGCGACACUUUUGCAGAGCAUAUGGGUUCCCCGUUUCCGGGCAGUUUUUCGUCUGCCGCAAACCGGAGGUGGUGUGCCGGCACUCGGUGAAGUGUUACGGCAAGGCGGCGGUCGGGUCUCCCCCGAUGUCGGUCCCGCAUUUGGACCGGAGGUACAUUCUAUCCACUGCAAAUAUCGAUCUGGGUCUGGAAACUUGUGAUGCUAAUUUGCGAAUGUUGGGACGACACCGCAAUGCGCAGUCAAGCAUGACAAAAUUUUUUGAGCUCUUAUGUGUUGUGUUUUCUGCAUGACAAGCUGGGGGUUUGCAUGACAGGCGAGAAGCUAUGGUGUUCCUGCUUUUCUUGCAAGGCAGAUUCAUGAGUCAUGCGGAACUACACGCAUGACAAUCUUGCACUCUAGUACUUCCAGACCAAAGCGUAUUUGCAAUGCAUACAUCCGGGGGGAGGAGCUUCUCCUCUUCGGCCCCUACGCCGGGUUUUCCCCGAAUUUUUUGAAGCACGGAUCGUAUCAAAUGCAAAUAUGUCAUCUGGGUCAGUAGCUGCAAUGCGAACUUGUGAUGCAAGUUGCAGCUCACAAAAAAAUCUGCCUUGCGUCACUCGUCGAAAAGAUGCGCAUGAUCAUGUCUGGCCGUGUUGAGAGGUCGUGGUUUCUCAUGCAGAAUAGGCAACAUGAUCACCAAGGGGCUACAGAACUACUGCCUGUGAUGCUGAGCCUCCAAGUCCAGAUGAAAAAAGUUUGGAAAAACUGCAUGACAAAUCGACCCAGACAUGUUUGCAGUGGAUAGGUCACCGCUGGAUUUGAUCUCCACAGUGAACCCGUUUAACGUCAUCCCCAUGGUCGCGGCCGGCGGGCAGAACAUCGACUUGAGUGUCUACCUGGCGAAAGAAUUAGCGUCCACGAAGGCGGAACGGAUGCAAGUUUUGCGGGAAUUCUUUCCAAACGCACAGGAUGAGGACUGGUCGCAAAUUACGGCGGGACAGAGGGUAUAAUUCUCGGUUUCUUCGUUCUUAACUGGGUUGAAGCAAUUGCUUCAUUUCAUGAGAAACACAAACAAGUUGCUCUUCUAAUUCAAUUUUGCAGGAGCACACAACACAUUCAGCAAACGACCACUCUCGUCUCAGGUGCAAAUCAUGAAGGAAGACAAGGCGAAAGUCGGCAUCAUCCAGUUUGGCACCGAGAUCAUCCAGAAAGCAGACCGCACCUAUCCUGUGCAAAAGUAUCGUGCUCGUAUUGCAAUCAUUUGUAAUACAAAUCUUUUUCUUAAGGUAAAUUCGCAUUACAAAUUAAAAUUUCUCAUGCUGAGGAAAUUUGUGAUGCAUUUAUACGAGUACGAUACUUUUGCAGUUCAUAGCACCAUCAGCGGCUUGAUGGGCGCGAGUCCGGGGGCGAGCGUCUCCGUGCAAAUCGCCUUGGACGUGGUGGAGAAAGCGUGGCCGGAUUUCGUGCAGGGGAAAUGGAAAAACAAGUUGGAGCAGAUGAUUCCCGGGUAUAAAAAACAGCUGAACGAAAUAUGACAGGGCACAACUUCCCCUCUCCCUCAUUUGUCAUGCAAAAUCCCAAACUUAGUCUGUGCCUCUUGGCACUGUUUGCAUGACAAGUUCUGGUAGCCCAAACAGUACUUACUACAUGAGGUACAUGAAUUUGUCAUGCACAGGCUCCAUGUGUGUUGGUGUUUGUAUUGCUGUUCAUGCAAAAAUAGAAAUGAGGGGGAGGGGGAGUUGUGCACUCUCAUACGAAAACAAGGAUUUGUACAAAGAGGUGGCCUUGAAGGACAAAGCCGGGUUAUGCAAGAAAAAAACUGUGUAGGUGUAUACUCUGUGAUGCUGAAAAUGCAAAACUGUUAGACUUGUCAUGCUGGACGUGCGUCGUAGGCUACUUUCAUACGUGUUUCCACGUGCUAGCUGCGCAUGACAGGUUUUCCCUGUAAUCGCAAAACGCAUUUGUGAUGCUGCUCUUCCUACAAAGUUACACUUAAACAGUUUUUUUCCUGGAUACGGGUCGCAUUCUGUGUUGGGGAUUCCGCAUUAGAGGGAUGGAGAAAUAGUAACGGGAGGGGGUGGUACUAAUAUGUGCGUGAAAGAUUUUGAGGAGGUUGAGGUUCCUUGAUCACUACAAGCAAGAAAUAAAUCCUUUUACUAUGGUAUGCAAUACGUUUAUGACAAUACUUGAUGUUCCCUUCGUUUUUAAUAAUUCUGCAACCCGUUCGGAAUAGUAUGCGAAAAUAUCGGCACCCCUUUUUUAAUCCGAACAAGGUGUAGAUGAACUGAGUGAAGCAAAUCAUCGUGCUUUUUACUUUUUACUAUGGACAACAACGCCAGAAAUUAGUUCUUCGCAGACGCAUAAGGAAUUUGGAUAGGACGUCUCUAGUGCUACAUGAUGACAGAAAAAAUUGUUUCAACAUUCGUACGACGGUAACUAGUUUGGACAGGUUCGCUAAGGUUGAGAUAAGGUAUACCGGUAUUAAACAGAAGCGGCUGAAGUACUAUGACAUCACGACAUCGCUAAUAUCAGAUAUAGGAAUAAUCACGCAGAGCUUGGACAGCGGACGGGGAGGACAGAAUUUAUCACGGCUUUGGAUGGAGAAGGAAGGAACGCUGUCGUAUGGGCUUUAUUGUUGUAAAUGCUAAGAGGAAAUGAUCAGAAGUGGAAAUCAGAGCGAAAACGCAGAUGAAGUAGAUAUUACAGAAAAGAAAUCGCAUAUUUUGGAAGUCGGCGUGUAAUAAGUGGGUGGCGGAGUCUCGUUUGUUCACGAAAAUCUUUUUUUCGAGUGGUGGCGCCUUUUCACAUUCACAACAAUUCACCAUGUGUAAUUCGAGAAGGCAGUUCGAGCGAUGUAGGGGACUGGAGGUGAGAGCUGUGGAAUUAGCC